Messenger RNA from Cynara cardunculus var. scolymus (artichoke), 4892 nucleotides. RefSeq names its product putative 1-phosphatidylinositol-3-phosphate 5-kinase FAB1C. The record is from RefSeq and is a predicted model, not a curated record. The transcript is spliced from 12 exons. Gene Ontology annotation, molecular function: ATP binding; 1-phosphatidylinositol-3-phosphate 5-kinase activity. Lineage: Eukaryota; Viridiplantae; Streptophyta; Magnoliopsida; Asterales; Asteraceae. Gene Ontology annotation, biological process: phosphatidylinositol phosphate biosynthetic process. Bases 60 to 4655 code for a protein of 1531 amino acids. Gene Ontology annotation, cellular component: endosome membrane.
GAUCUUGAAUUUCUUGGGGAAAGCAGUGAUCUAAGUUCUUUCUUCCCGGUGAAAUCGAAAUGGCGGAUGGUGAUAACAUGUGUUGCCAAUGUGAGACCAGAAUUUCUGAAUCUUGCACCACCUACCACUGCCGGAGAUGCAGCCGGUUAUUUUGUGAGAGUUGUGUGCAGGGUUCUGGUUCUUUUGUUGUUGUUGUUGUUGAAUCUGGAAGUGCCACACAAGUUACCCUUGACAUCCAAUAUUGCAAGCAUUGUGCUAACAUUGAUGUUACACAAAAACUUGGGGGAAACUUUGACCAGAAAAUACAUCCUCCUGAUUCGUCCUGCCAAAGCUCUGAACCAGACAUUAGUGACACAUUUGAUGGGCAAUCUCUCCAAGCAGUGUCCAUUCGUCGCUCCUCUGGCAGGAGUGAUGAAGAUGAGGCAGAUGAUUCUGCAAAGAACUUCUUCAGUCCAUGUAGUCUUGACACCUCAGAUGUAGAUUCAAGUAGUGUUAGCACUAGACGCGAUUUUAAUAGUUUCAUGUCUGUUGGUUCAAGCCCUUCAGACAGCCCCUCUAGGAUUCAAAUUACAUCCAAUAGACUUAGGCAUUGUGUACAUUCGGAUGAUCAAGGAACACCAAGGUCUUCUAAUGACGGUUCGUAUGAUCAAGAACAUGUGGCUGUUUUAAAAAGCCAUGAACAAGGGACCGAAGAUUCUCAGACUCAUACUUAUGAUGAAUGUUCAAUCUUUAGGGACCAAUGUGAGAAAUCACGCAAGCCAUUAGAUUUUGAAACGAAUGAUCAUAUUUGGUUCCCUCCGCCAGCAGAUGAUGAAAAUGAGGAUGCAGAUAGCAAUUUCUUUUCAUAUGCCGAUGAUGAUGAUGAAAUGGGAGACUCGAGUGCUGUGUUUUCUUCUAGUGGAAGUCUUAUGUCCCUUAAAACAAAUGAGGAACACCAGGAACCCUUUAGAACAGUUGUGCAGGGGCAUUUUAGGGCUCUUGUGUCGCAGCUGCUACAAUCAGAGUUCAACUCAACUGAAGAGUGGCUUGACAUAAUAACAUCAUUAGCAUGGCAAGCAGCUAACUUUGUCAAACCAGAUACCAGCAGAGGUGGCAGCAUGGACCCUGGUGAUUAUGUAAAGAUUAAAUGUGUAGCAUCAGGAAGUCCUACUGAAAGCACAUUUGUUACAGGUGUAGUUUGUACAAAGAAUAUAAAACACAAACGAAUGACUUCACAAUACAAGAACCCAAGAUUACUUAUUUUAGGAGGGGCACUUGAGUACCAAAGGUCUUGCGAUCAUCUAUCUUCUAUUGAGACGCUGCUGCAGCAGGAAAUCGAUUAUCUGAAGAUGAUUGUUUCAAGGAUAGAGGCUCAUCGGCCAAAUGUGCUUCUGGUAGAAGAGAGUGUAUCUUCAUAUGCUCAGGAGUAUCUUUUAGCCAAGGAGAUCUCUCUGGUGUCAAAUAUCAAACGGCCAUUAUUGGAGCGUAUAUCUAGGUGCACUGGUGCCCCCAUAACUCCAUCCAUAGCUCAUAUUUCUACCACACAGUUAGGCCAAUGCGAGCUAUUCAGAUUGGAAAAAGUUUCAGAAGAGCAUGAAAUUGCCAACCAAUUCAACAAGAAAGUAGCCAAAACUUUGAUGUUUUUUGAAGGUUGUCCCAGGCGUUUGGGUUGCACGGUCUUGCUAAAAGGUUCAUUUCGUGAGGAACUAAAGAAGGUCAAACAUGUUGUUCAGUAUGCAAUAUUUGCAGCUCAUCAUUUAUCCUUGGAAACUUCUUUCCUGGCUGACGAGGGUGCUAGUUUACCUAAAAUGGCUAUAAAUCCCUCAGAGCCAGAACCAGAAAGGACGAAUGCUGAUAAUUCUUUAUCUAAUCUCUCGAAUGAAGAAGAGCGACAGCCAUUUGAACUGGAUGAACUGAAAAAGGUUGAAAUGGUUGAAGUGAUUGAAGCCUCUGAUGAAUACUAUCCAGCCACUGACAACAACCAGAGUAUUUUAGUAUCGUUUUCUAGUCAUUGUGUGCUAAAUAGAACUCUAUGUGAACGUUCAAGACUCUUGCGCAUUAAAUUCUAUGGCUGCUUUGAUAAACCACUUGGGAGGUACCUUCAAGACGAUCUUUUUGACCAAACAUCAUUGUGUCGAUCUUGUAAGGAACCAGCUGAAGCUCAUGUCACAUGCUACACUCACCAGCAGGGAAAUCUAACCAUUAAUGUUAGACGGCUUCCAUCACUGAAGCUACCUGGGGAUAAAGACGGAAAGAUAUGGAUGUGGCACCGUUGUUUGAGAUGCACCCAUGUAGAUGGGGUUCCACCAGCAAGUCACAGGGUGGUCAUGUCUGAUGCUGCUUGGGGACUCUCGUUAGGGAAGUUUCUAGAACUUAGUUUUUCAAAUCAUGCUACUGCUAAUCGUGUUGCCAGCUGCGGACAUUCUCUGCAAAGAGACUGCCUUCGAUUCUAUGGCAUGGGGGAUAUGGUUGCGUUUUUCCGCUACUCUCCAAUUGAUAUUCUUUCCGUCCAUUUACCUCCAUCGGUUCUUCAUUUUGGUGACCAUGUUCAACAGGAUUGGUUAAAGAAAGAAGUAGCAGAGCUUUUGAGCAAGAUAGAAGCUUUGUAUGACGAGAUACUCGAUGUACUAAAUGGGUUUGAAGCAAAGAGUGCAUUCUUCGGAAAUGAGUUACCCGAUUCAGAAAAGUUAACUAAUCAUGUCAUGGAGUUGAAGGGUCUACUAAUUAAAGAAAGACAAGAUUAUAAGGUUCUGCUUCAAUCUGCUGGUGAAGAGAAUGGGGCUGAAAUAGAUGUUUUUCAACUUAACCAUCUGAGACAUGCUCUUAUGAUUGAUUUGCAUUUCUGGGAUCAGCGAUUCUGUUCACCGAAUCUCUAUGGAAAGAAUUCUAAUUUCAAACCGAUUCAGGAUGCUACAUCUAGUCCUGAGGCUGAGUUCUGGAGAAGUGAUUCCAUUAUUGCGGGGAACAUUGAUCAAAAUGGUGCAGACCAUGACUCGGAAUACCAAACUGCACAAAACGAAGGAUCUGAUGUCGUUUCUGACUCAUUGUCAACCUCUUUUGAUCUAUGCAAGAAACAGGAAGUGGAAAUAGGUAUCAAACAUAAGUUACCACUGGAACGUAACCCUUCAGCUGCAUCCGUUUUAUCUGAUAAAAUCGACUCAGCUUGGGCAGGACCUUUGAACGCCGCAUUUCAUCUUCCGAAAACAGAAGUACCUGAACCACCUGUGAAUCUAAGCAGUAACCCACUUCUCAGUAGGCUAUCUCCAUCACCUGCCAGAGUUUAUUCUUUCGAUUCUGCCAUAAGAUAUCAAGAAAGAAUCAAGAAAGGCUUGCCACCUUCGUUAUAUCUGUCAACACUUCGAUCUUUUCAUGCUUCUGGGGAAUACAUGCAUAUGGUUAGAGAUCCUGUGCAUAACAUUCAAAUGAGGAGUUAUUCUCAGGAUUUUCCGAAUGAAGAUCAUAAGCUAGAUUUCUUGCUGAUGAAUAGACCUUUGUUGAUUUCCUCCACAUCUUUUCUUCCUGAAGGCGCACGUUUGAUGAUUCCUAAUGGUGGUCAAAGCAACGUAGUAGUCGCUGUUUAUGACAACGAGCCCACUAGCAUAAUCUCUUAUGCCCUUACAUCUAAAGAGCAUGAACAAUGGGUUUCUGAUAAACCAAAUCUCAGUAGAAAUGAUUCAGUAGCUUCUAAUGCUUCAGCCUGGCAGUCUUUUGGCUCCAUGGAUCUAGACUACACUCAUUAUGGAAGCUAUGGAUCAGAAGAUCCAUCCACAGCAAUCGGUCCAUUGUUCACUGAUCCCAAAAAUUCAAAUCAUAUAGCGAUUCCUUUUGAGGAUGAUUCUGGUGUUGACGGAAAGGUGAAAUUCUCUGUGACAUGUUAUUUUGCAAAGCAUUUUGACUCCCUUAGAAAGAAAUGUUGUCCUAGCGAAUUGGACUAUGUGCGCUCAUUAAGCCGAUGUAAAAGAUGGAGUGCACAAGGAGGGAAAAGCAAUGUCUAUUUUGCCAAAUCGUUGGAUGAAAGGUUUAUUAUAAAACAAGUCACGAAGACGGAACUUGAAUCCUUUGAGGAAUUCGCACAAGAAUAUUUCAAAUACUUGACGGAUUCUCUAAACUCCGGAAGCCCAACAUGUCUAGCAAAGAUCUUGGGAAUCUAUCAGGUGACGGUUAAACACUUGAGGGCUGGGAAAGAAGCGAAAAUGAACGUGUUAGUAAUGGAGAAUGUAUUCUUCAAGAGAAAUAUUUCACGCGUUUAUGAUUUGAAGGGGUCUUCAAGGUCUCGUUACAAUUCAGAUACGACAGGAACAAAUAAAACGCUGCUAGAUAUGAAUUUGUUGGAGGCAUUGCGUACAGAUCCCAUCUUUCUUGGAAGUAAAGCUAAAAGAAACCUCGAAAGAGCUGUUUGGAACGACACUUCCUUCUUAGCGUCAAUUGACGUGAUAGAUUACUCCUUGCUGGUUGGAGUGGACGAGCAGCGGAAAGAACUGGUUCUUGGGAUCAUUGAUUUCAUGAGACAGUAUACAUGGGACAAACAUCUAGAAACAUGGGUGAAAGCAUCCGGAAUUCUGGGUGGACCCAAGAACGCAACCCCGACCAUUAUUUCUCCCAAACAAUACAAGAAAAGGUUCCGAAAAGCCAUGACCAGCUAUUUUCUAACAGUCCCAGAUCAAUGGUCAUCCUGAAUUAAAAGUUAAAACCACCAUCUUUGGCUAAGAAAUCUACUUAUUUUUUUCUGGGGUAGAAUUUCGAUUUAGCCUUUGAUAUUGGUAGGUUAAUUUUGUAUACAAAUGGUAGUUAGGGAAGGAGGGAGAGGUUGUUGAUUUUUGUUCACCAUUUAAACAAGAUGUAAAUGUGCAGAGGCUCCUGCUUAAAAUCUUCUGUGAAAACUGUCUUUUAAUUCAAUGAAAGUUGGUGGUUCA